Molecule: messenger RNA, 2828 nt
Organism: Aspergillus heteromorphus CBS 117.55
Lineage: Eukaryota; Fungi; Ascomycota; Eurotiomycetes; Eurotiales; Aspergillaceae
Gene: fluG
Product: extracellular developmental signal biosynthesis protein FluG
Exons: 3
Coding region: 179-2788 (869 amino acids)
Molecular function (GO): glutamine synthetase activity; hydrolase activity
Source: RefSeq, a predicted model, not a curated record
CCUCCCUCUCUUUCCCCUCUCCUCUCUCCCCUCCUCCUCCCCUCCUUUCUUCUUUCCUCAUACUCACUCCUUCCCGCCUUCCCCUCCUUCCUGGUGCACGGCCAAUCCUGCCGACCGGUUAGCAGCCGUGAUCCGCAAACGAUCGAUCGAUCGAACCAGCCAAUCACCCCCCCGCACCAUGGAUCCGCUCGCCUCUCUUCGUCAUCUCGUUCAAACCCAUCCCCUCAUCGACAACCAUGCCCAUAAUCUCCUCUCGCGCGCCGCAGCCACCAACUACGCCAAAUACCCCUUCGAGCAGAUCACCUCCGAAGCACAGGGCCCCGCCUUGCGCAAUGCUCCCUCCACCCUCCCUCUCCAACGCGCCGCCGCCCAGCUAGCCACCCUCUACAAUUGCCCAUCGUCCGAUUGGGACCGCGUCAAAGCGGCCCGCGAUCGAUGGGUCGACCGGGACUACGAGGGCUUGAUCCGCCGGUGCUUGGAAGGCACGCAUAGCCUGCUACUCGACGAUCUGCUGACGGAUCAAGAUAUCGAGCCCUUCGAUUGGCACGACCGUUUCGCCGCCGCCCCGACAAAACGGAUCGUGCGCAUUGAGGUCGUGGCCGCCCAGGUUCUUUCCUCCAUCCUCCCCGGGGGCUACGACCAGUCCACGGGCAGUCCCGCUGUCCUCCAGCCAUACUUGAAUCAGUUCCGCCAGAGUUUCCACGAGAGAAUUGCCGAGGCCAUCGCGGAUCCUGCGGUGGUCGGCUUCAAAUCCGUCAUCUGUUACCGCACCGGGCUUGCCGUUCAGGCAGCUGACGACACCGACGAUGGGGUCCUACUUCAGUCGUUCGCUCGUACCGUCUCCCGGGGGACUGGUUCUGUAUACCGGGUGGAGGACAAACCUUUGAAUGACUGGCUGGUCAGGCAGGCCCUCAAUCAGCUUCAGUCCGCCAAAGAGACCGACCCUUCGGGGCCCAACAAACCCUUGCAACUACAUACCGGACUCGGCGAUAAUGAUAUAAACCUAAUACUGUCGAAUCCCGCCUACUUACAAGCCCUGUUCGCCCAAUAUCCCAAGGUGGACUUCGUGCUUCUGCAUUCUGCCUAUCCGUACACUCGAGAGGCUGGCUACCUCGCCUGUGUUUAUCCCAACGUCUAUCUGGAUCUCGGUGAAGUGUUCCCCAUGGUGAGCCGGGACGCCCAGGAAUCCAUCAUCCGUGAGAGCCUGGAAAUUGUGCCCACAACCCGUCUCCUGUGGAGCACCGACGGGCAUUUCUACCCAGAAACAUUUUGGUUAGCAAACAAGCAGUUCCGCGACGCAUUAGAGAAGGUUCUUGUGGAUUACAGUCUUCAUGGCGACCACACUGUUGACCAAGCGAAGCUGGCUGCUGCCGAUAUAUUGUUUAAUAACUCCAAUCGCCUUUACGGCCUGAACGGGAAGGCAAACUACAACGGCGGGCUGGCUCCCGCCAUUGGGCCCUUAUCCGGGCCAUCUUCUACGGACGCCUUGGAGAUUUUCAUGCAAAACAAUCCCGACAUCAAGUACAUUUGGCUGCAAUUUAUUGACCUUACGGCGACAACUCGCGUGCGCAUGUUCCCUGUACGGGAGUUCGCGAAAAUCGCAAACAAGCAACGACGCAUCGGCGUCUGUCUGGCUGUUUUCUUAAUGCUCCAGGAUGAUUCUGUCUGUCCGGAGGGUUCUACCACCGGCCAAUUCUACAUGGAGCCGGACCUCUCCAGUCUCUGUCGUAACGUGGGGCUCGACUCGAAGAGUGCCACGGUGAUGACAUGGUGGCGUUCUGAGGAGGGUACGGAGCUAGAGGGAUGUCCUCGAACGACCCUCCAUAAUAUGACUUCCGCAUUGCGAAUCAAUCACGGAAUCGAGGUUACUUGCGGGUUUGAAAUCGAAGUCAUAUUGCUCAAGUGUAUCACCAACCCGGACACGAACGAGGAAGACUUCGUGCCAUGUGUCAACAACCACUCAUGGUCCCAGAUGACCAGAGAAACGCGGCGUUUGGUGCCGUUGCUCGAGGAGAUUACCGAGGCUCUUGAGUCGAUUGGCAUCGAUCUUGAACAAUUUCAUGCCGAGUCAGCGCCAGGCCAGUUUGAGUUCAUUCUACCACCCGGAUCGCCUGUCGCUGCGGUUGACACUCUCAUCAAAGCACGCCAGGUGGUGACGUGCAUCGCGGAACAGCACGGCCUCCGCGCAACCCUUCACCCUCGCCCACACCCUCAUGCUGCUGGCUCAGCUUCGCACGCACAUGUCUCUAUCAACCCCGCAACUCGGGAAGAGAGCUUCCUGGCCGGCGUCCUCCAGCACUACCCAGCCUUGACCGCCUUCGCCUUGUCCACUGAUGCUAGCUACGAUCGGGUCCAAUCUGGUCUCUGGGCGGGAAGCGAAUGGGUCGCCUGGGGUACGCAGAACCGCGAGACUCCGAUCCGAAAGAUCUCUCAGGGACACUGGGAAAUCAAGUCGCUCGACGGUCUGGCCAAUAUGUAUCUGGCCAUGGCGGCGUUCUUAGCUGCAGGGUGUUUAGGUCUGCAGGAGAACCAACCGUUGACCGUCCAUGACUGUUUAUACGACGCCGCGACCCUGAGCGAUGCCGACCGCAGUGCCCUUGGCAUCACCACACCGCUUGCCACAAGCCUGUCUCAGAGUCUCGAUAGCCUGGCCGCUGACACGGCUCUCCAGGAUGUUCUUGGCCCGUCCCUGGUACAGAAUUAUAUCACGGUCAAGAAGGCCGAAAGCAAAAAGCUCAACACUAUGCAGCCGGAGGCGCGGCGGAAGUGGCUAGUCGAGAGAUAUUAGCUGCAAAUCUUGUAUAUAUCUAAAGCUAUACUAAUUCCCG